GAAUAAGAGUGUACUACGAUUUAAACUUUAUAUCAACAAAUGUAUCUUUGGUUUAUUGCUAAGUAAAAUAAAAUCAAGCUGAUUUUUUUUAUUAUAAGAAAUUUCACCAGAAGACUUGUCCCUAGUCUAGCGAUCUCGACAAAUCGUCAUAAGAGUAAAGUUGUAAUGUCGACUGAAAAUCCUAUUUCAGAUAUAAAUGAUAGUGGAUGCUCACAAAAAAGCACUGGUGAUGACCCUGUAGUGUCAAAUAGUCACCCAAUCGAUGGAAACUACCGGGAGGAGGUAGUCAUCAAGUCGCCGUUGUUCAAUUCGGCUAUUGGUGAGAAUGAUAGUAGCUCGCUGGAUCAAGCUCCUUCGUCAGUUACGAAUCCGCCGGACUUCUCACAAUUCGAUGAUAGCGAGGAUGAUGAGCACUAUCAUAGUGGUGAUGGGUUGCAUUCGGAUACGAUUAGCAUCGAACGAAUUCGACAGUAUUUAUCGGAUAAACUAGGUUUCUACACAUCGGACAAUUAUGACGACAAGGACAGUGUUCCUAGGCGCAAAGUAUUGGAAACUGUGGAUAUUGAUGGUGUCAUCAAACAUUGGAAGAAUGGAGGUUUUAAAAAGAUCGUUACCAUGGUUGGAGCAGGAAUAUCUACAUCUGCUGGAAUACCGGAUUUCCGUUCUCCAAAUACUGGUUUAUACAACAAUUUAUGGAAGUACAAUUUACCAUACCCACAAGCAAUUUUUGAGUUAGAAUAUUUUUACCAAAACCCAAAACCGUUCUUUCAACUGGCAAAAGAAUUGUAUCCAGGAACAUUUAAACCAACUCCGUCACAUUAUUUUGUGAAACUACUGGAGAAUAAAGGACUUCUGAUUCGUCAUUAUACGCAAAACAUAGAUACUCUUGAACGAAUCGCUGGUAUCAGCGAGGAUAAGAUUGUGGAAGCUCAUGGAACAUUUUUCACUAAUCAUUGCCUACAAUGCAAAGCUGCAUAUUCUUUGGAUUUCGUGAAAGAAAAAAUCUUUGCGGAUGAAAUACCAACAUGUAUCUGUGGUGGUGUAAUCAAACCAGAUAUUGUUUUCUUCGGAGAAGGACUGCCGGAAAAAUUUCAUCUUCUACCGCAAAAAGACUUCGCAGAGUGUGAUUUGCUUAUCAUUAUGGGUACAUCAUUAACGGUGCAACCUUUUGCAUCGCUUGUCGAAUACGUCACCGAUGACUGUGUGCGAUUGUUAAUAAACAGAGAUAAAGUCGGCGGAGGAGGGUAUGGCAUUUUCCGAGCGAUGAUGUAUGGCGAAGGAUUGUGCUUUGAUUUACCAGGUAAUCGACGAGAUGUAGCGUGGACCGGAGGCUGCGAUGACGGUUGUUUUAUGCUUGCAGACAGACUGGGAUUAGGGGACGAGCUUCGCAAAAUGGUAAAAGAAGAGCACGAAAAACUGGAUCAUAGUCAACCAGGAUCUCUUUCAAGUGUCCCAGGUGCGUCAUCCGAACACACUGUAGAUACUAAACAUCCCGAGACUACAGAAAAUUCACAACCACAUGAAGUGGUGAAUUCAUCUGGUUCGGUUGCCACAAUACUAUCGGAUGAUGUGAAAAUAUCUGAAGGCAAAGGAGUGAAGGUCCAUGAUAAUGAGUAAGAUAGGUAGACGGGUGUAUAUUUAUUAUUCAAGCUGGGGUUUAGAAGAAAUAUUAUCGAUUCAAAACAUCUCUAAAAAGUUUAAACGCAGAAAUCCUUUGCGAACCUAUUAGAUAUAUGCUUUGACAUACUAAAUAACAUGGUGCUUUAGAAAGCAUGAGGGUAUAGGGUUUACCAGAAUUUGUGAAAAAAGGUUAUUGGUAUAUGUGUAGCAACGAGAGCCAAUAGCGUAGUAUGAACAGUUUCUAAAUCUAAUAGUGUAUAAAAAAAAAAUUCCACGCAAUCUUUUCAUAAUAUAAAUCUUUUAUAAUGUUGACAAUUUUAGAAAAUCCGAAUGGUUUGGUUACAUUUUAAAGCAUGUGUCAGAUUCUACUAAAAUGAAAAGCUACACUUUGAUUGCUUUUUCUGCGAAACUUUGAUUCGUUUAGUAUUCUUCAAUUCAUUAUCCGAUAACAGUGUCAAGAAAACAAAAUUAAAACAUGUACUCAGUACUGACGAAAUAAAUCAUUAUUAUUAA
This is a messenger RNA of Malaya genurostris, 2133 nucleotides long. RefSeq names its product NAD-dependent protein deacetylase Sirt2-like. Gene Ontology annotation, molecular function: NAD+ binding. The record is from RefSeq and is a predicted model, not a curated record. The transcript has 4 exons. Bases 166 to 1617 code for a protein of 483 amino acids. NCBI's taxonomy places the organism in Eukaryota, Metazoa, Arthropoda, Insecta, Diptera, Culicidae.